AUGACUAUCCUACCAAACCUCAUUUCCACAUCUUCCUCGUCUAUCUCGGUCUCUCAGCCGCGACUUCCCGCAUCCACCCCUUCGACAUCAGCCCCGCCGACCCAGCUCCCAUCCUUCUCCGCCUUUGCCCCAUCAGGCGAUCACGCUGAUCAAUCCACCUCAAGGGAGACGCACGAGACUCGCCCUUUCUUCCCACUCGACAGCUGGAGCGAUCUAAGGCUCGACACGAGUAGCGGCUCUUCUUCGCAACCGCCAUACGAGAGACCACGGGCACCAAUUCCGGGCAAGCAUCGUCAUCGCCGGGUCGACUCGCUGCCCUCGACAUUCAUGUCGUCGUCAUCUGAAUACGAGGGAGAGGCCAUUUGCUUUAAUGCCAGCGACAGCUACUCGGGAUGGCAGACGAGUGCUGAGCAGGGCGAACCUAACGCAGAUAUCGAAAGCCAGGAGUCCAACGAUUCUCGCCCACAGCGACAAGAUCAAGAAGAACGUCGACUCCCCAAUCUAAGUGACUCUUCGCCUCUCUCGAGCUUCAUCAUCAAAGGAUGUCGUCCUACAGACUCACCCAAAGGCAUCCUUGGCGCACACCGCCGCAAGCCCAGCACAAAGCGGCGCGAUGUCUCCCAGCCUGAUCACUUCGACACCAAGACCAAGCCUGCGGUGGCUGGAGACUACUUCGCUCCCUUGCCCGGUGCGCACGUUUCACCGGUACCACCACCUCGCUCAUCAAGUCGGCCACGUUUACGCAGAGACUGCUCGAAAUCAAUUCAAAUUCAUGGCAGCGAACAACAGCGAUGUCGCCGACCUUUGACUCCUUACCCAGGCUUUGACUGUGGGGAGGCGCCACCUGCAGCGGAGGAGGCGAGGAGGAGAGAGAUGGGGAAAGUGGCUGCGUACAUCACUGCGGGACGUCAAGCUGAGAAGAGCAAGAUCGAUGGCGACCUAGGCGUUGAAGCCACUACAAACGGGCAUUGGCCGUGGAACAGCGUGCCGCUGCAGCGUUUCUCUUCUGCCGCUGAACCGAAAGCAGCAACUUCGCAGCUGCACCUGGCCAAUCUCAGUGGGGAUGACACGGCGGUGGCGAGUCAGUCGCAGCAUUCAGACCUGCAGCGUAAGCAGCUAUGGUCCUACCCCAAUCCAUUUGCAGUCCCUUCAGCCUAUGCAACCAACGCCGGCGCUCAAUUUCGCCGCGUCUCUCCGAUGCAAAGUGAGACAACGACUCUGACAGGAUCGCUGCUACCCGCUCAGCAAGCCGCAGCUGCCUGCAAGCAUUCGUGCGACGAAGAUCCGCCCCGCCCUGACACCUGCUCACCAACGGGCAAGCGUCUUCGCGAUUACUAUCAGCGCCUGUUCCGCUCAAUCUCGACGCAAGGCACAGCUCCCACACGCCCGCCUACCCGUUUGGCCAUGCCGCGAGACGGUUCGCACGCCACGCUGCACAGCAAGUACAGCGGCGAGGAGACGAUACGCGCCGGCACCACGGCACAUGACGGCAGUAUGGCAUACCGUGGCGGCGGCUGGUUCAGCGCCUAUCACGGCGUCCCCAACAAGAUGUCCAUCUCGCCCGACGUCACCAGUGGCUCUCACUCGUACGAGAGGGAGAUGCGUCACAGAGGUGAAGCCGGAAAGCCGCCCGGGACAAGCAAGAAGGCAGGGACCGAUGGCAGGCCUCCAGUCCAUCGUGAGCAAAGGAGGAGACUGAGCGCGAGUGUCUGGCCAAAGAGCCUGCAGCACUCUACCGCCUCCUCUACUUCGCUGAGUGACGAGAGCGAUUGGGAUAGCCAGGGCGCGGCUGGUGGAGCUGGAUAUGUUCUCGACCGGGGCCGCGACUCGCCGCCAAGCGCAUUCGGCCAUCCACCUCCGGCCUACCCUCCCGGUCCAGCUGGUCAUGCUGCGGAUGCAACGACUGGUAUCCCGUCCUACCACCUCCUGCUCCACCAACUCGUCGCUCAAUGGGACGAGGCCCUCCUCUAUCUGGAGUCGAACCACCUGCACAGCUUCGAUUCAUCCCAACAGACCCCGAAGGUCAUCUCGCGUUUCCUGGUGUUCCGUCUCCCACCCAUCACUCUAUUCAUCCUCUUGGCCAGCUUCUUCAUCUACAUUUGCUUCAAGUACGAGGUACCCCCAAGCCUCUACGGUCUCAUGGGCAGUAUUACCGUGGGACUCAUGGCGUGGGCUACUUUCGCCUGUCAAAGGGGGGAGGAGAACAUGGACAAAGAGCGCGAGAGUGAGGUGCAACUAUUGAAGCAAAAGUGGUUGAAGGGCAAGGUGCGUGAGCGGCGCAGAAGGAGGCGAAGGGAGAGGAAGAGGAUGAAGGAGGCUGAAGCGGUAGCGAAGAGGGCGGCUUUGAUUGCCGAGGCAAUGGCUGUUGCGGCUAGUGAGCGAAAUCAGGUGUUGGGCGGAUUGAACAGAGUGACCAGCAGCAGUAGAGGGGGCAAGCAACAUCAGCAGCAGCGCAGUCCUCGACCUGCCCCUCAUGCGACCAGGUCGAAUCGGCCUCAAUCCUCUCAAUCAGCCCCGGCCGCGCCAGUCGAGGUAGUGCGCAAGGCCAGCACAACCCUAAGGGGCAUCCUCACCUCUCCAGCGGCUACCGUUCCUCCCAAAGCAACAGCCACUUCAGCCCUACCUUCCCCAAGCGUCGGUUUUGCACUUCCCAGCGCAAGCGAUAGAAUAAAGCGCAGCUGUUGGGGCAGUAGGAUGGCUGAAGCGGCUCGCUCGCCCGUCGUCGAGAUUGGUGGGGCAUCACCGCUUCAGCAACAGGAUGCAACGAUGGCACGCAGGCGGAGCGAGGCAGCCCGAGUGAGUCGCAAUCCCUUUGCGGACAUUCGGCAGGAGGACCAACGCGACAGCCAUCUCGGAGAAGAGCAAGCCAAGACCACCCCAAAAUCCCAGCAGGACGCGAACAGCACCACCACGAGCACGGCUGGGUACGACUCCCAAGACGCCGAGCAUGCUGCUGAAGAGGAGCAGCACGAGUCGUCCAUCACCUACUCAGAGCGCCGCGCCUGGAUCAAACGGUGGGCUCGAGAGGCUUCUUUCGCGCCGCUUUGCGCCCCACCUGCCGAUCCCUCCAACGAGCCUCUCGCUUCGUCAUCACUCUUCACCACGGGACCGUACAUCGACUGGGCUGAGGGAGGUGUUCUCCACCAGCAGGCCCCCACCGAUGGCCAACGAAGGGCAAUGCAGCCUUCCACCUCUAUGGCCACUACUCUGGCGUACACAAAUGCUCUCACGCCCGCCUUAGGGUCUCCAGCGAUAGAGCGUGACGAGCCGAGGGAGCCUUGCCCCUCCCCCGUUGCCGUCCGUGAUCGCAAUCGCGCUCCUGAGCCCGCAACGGAGCCGCCUCCACCUCCCUCUCACACGACGCCGGAGACGGUCACUACCGCUCAGGGCACGAUGGAGGGCACGAAUGGGACUAAUGGCACCUCUUCCAAUGCGCAAGAAGCCUCCCGUGCCUCAGGACAGGGUGCGGAGUGGAUCCGCAAUGCGGUCAAUGAGGCACGAGCGCUCUUGCAGCACAACAGGCUUGGCCUGCAGAAUGGGGAGAACAGCUCGACUGGUGGAGUAACAUCCGUCCCUCGUGAAGGCUCGACUCCGCACACCUUACCCUCCAGCCCCUCAGGGAGGCGUCCCCUUCCCUCCCUCCCUUCAUUGACGCGCGAUCGUCUCUUCUCUUCUCCCAAAAGCAACAGGAGCAAUGCUUCCAACCCGCUUGCUCCUGGCCCUCCCAGUACGACUGCGUCGCCAGCCGGUGCGGUAAAGAGGAGGAGCAGAGCACCCAGCCGAUCGACGGCUGUCGGGGGUAUGGCGGCGACAGCUGCUGCUGCGGCUGUGGCGCAUUCGGUGACAUUGCCAGGCGGAAGAGGAGGAGGAGGAGGGUGGGCUGCGGGUCUGUGA
Messenger RNA from Jaminaea rosea, 3894 nucleotides. RefSeq lists its product as hypothetical. The record is from RefSeq and is a predicted model, not a curated record. Bases 1 to 3894 code for a protein of 1297 amino acids. The transcript has a single exon. Lineage: Eukaryota; Fungi; Basidiomycota; Exobasidiomycetes; Microstromatales.